AUGAAAGGGAUCAGGGCACCUCUUUUGUUCAUUAUAUGUCUGAUCUUCUUGUAUGCAUGUAUUUCGGGGGUAACCUCUUCCGCUGAAUCGAGCCCCACCGUUUUGGAGAUGCUGGAACGUCUUGCCAAUGAAGAGGGUGGGGGGCAAUACACCACUUUUAGCAACAUAUUGCUUCAAAUCCCAAAACUAAGAAACCUACUGUCUGGAGUUGAGCAUUUUGAGAAUGCAAACUCGUUUGGGGAAGACUUGGAGAAGGAUGAGAGCAAAAAAUUUCAAAUGAUUCUAUUUAUGCCGACAAAUGUUGCCGUUGCAAAUAGGGGGCAAUUAGAGAGUUCCAUAUUCAAGAAUGCCAUUUUAUACCACAUUGUAAGCUCAAAGGUUUCCAGGAAAAUGUUGGAUAGUGCUGCAGAAACAGGCAGCCCAAUUAUUCUGGAAACUGCCCUUUCAGCGGCAAACAGCGGUUCUGGGACCUCAUUUUCGGUACGCCUUCCAUUGGGAGUGCCGCAAAGAUUGAUCCUUAACAGUCCGCGCUCGAUUCCAUCGGAAUUAUCCGAGAUUAUUAGAUUGAAACCAGAACACUGGAGCGUUCAAUAUGGAUUGCUGCCGGAAGCCACUAUUCUCUCGUCGACAGGAUGGGAAUGCAGCAAUGGACUAAUUCUACCGAUCGAUGUAUUCCUGUUGCCUCCAAUCGACUUUGUCGUCACGAUGGCCUCAUUACACGUCAAUGCUUUUGUACAGUUGCUUUCGUCUGCCGGAAUUGGAUCUGAUUUACCCCCAGGCGCCUUGAUCGGAAAACCCGGCGUUACACUUUUCCUUCCAACUCAAGAAGCACUGAUGGAAAAAAUUGGCUUGCUCCAAGAACUUGACCGCAAAGAGCUUCAUGACCUCUUAAAGCGGCAUAUUAUUAUCGGUGACGAUUCGCUCCCUGUAUAUCUGGAUGGAAAAAUUUAUGAUGUGAGAUCUUCUUCAGGAGAAAGGCUUUUCAUAGAGCCAUCCAUGUUUCCCAGCUCUGAGGCUGGAAUUGUAAAUGGUCAGAGAAUUCUAUAUGGCAAUGUCCUUCUUUCAAAUGGAGUUGCGCAUAUCAUUGACGGAGUGAUUCCUGAAACAACCCCAUUCCUCGAAAAAUAUCCACAAGAAAAAAACGGAAAGGGCCAAGAUCCCGACAAAGGGGUCACGAGUCAGACUUCUGACUUUACAGAUUCACAGGGAAAUGCUUUGCCGGCAGUUUGGACAGGAUCCUCUGCUUUUUUGUUUGCUGCCGCCUUGUUGGCUGUGAUGUUCAUUAUGUAA
Messenger RNA from Mitosporidium daphniae, 1290 nucleotides. RefSeq lists its product as uncharacterized. The record is from RefSeq and is a predicted model, not a curated record. The coding region runs from base 1 to 1290 and encodes 429 amino acids. The transcript has a single exon. NCBI's taxonomy places the organism in Eukaryota, Fungi, Microsporidia.